Linum trigynum is the source of this 2775-nucleotide messenger RNA. The record is from the annotation of a GenBank genome assembly. Lineage: Eukaryota; Viridiplantae; Streptophyta; Magnoliopsida; Malpighiales; Linaceae.
AUGGCUGCCAAUUACGAGUACGAUGAAGCUGCCGGCCACUAUGACGACCAGGCAGCUGCGCUCCGGCAGCAGGAAGUCGGAUACGAUCCAAACUUCGUUCCCGAUUCCGUGAAAUCCUUCGUCGUCCACCUAUACCGCCACAUCAGGGAGAAGAAUGUCUACGAGAUCCACCAGAUGUACGAGACUUCCUUCCAGACGCUGUCGGAGCGGCUCUUCAAGGAUACUCCUUGGCCUUCAGUCGACGCCGUGGCUCACUAUGUCGACAAUGACCAUGUUUUCUGUCUUCUUUAUCGCGAGAUGUGGUUCCGCCAUCUCUAUGCUCGCCUUUCCCCUACGCUUAAGCAGAGAAUCGACAGUUGGGACAAUUACUGCAGUCUCUUCCAGGUGGUGUUGCAUGGAGUGGUGAAUAUGCAGUUGCCCAAUCAGUGGCUGUGGGAUAUGGUGGAUGAGUUUGUCUACCAGUUCCAGAGCUUUUGCCAGUAUAGAGCUAAGAUGAAGAACAAGACUGAGCAGGAGAUUGCACUUCUGAGGCAAUUUGAUCAGGCGUGGAAUGUGUAUGGAGUGCUCAACUUCUUGCAAGCAUUGGUUGAAAAGUCGGCUAUUAUUCACAUUUUGGAGCAGGAAAAGGAAGGCCUUGAGCAGUUCACUGCCACUGAUGGUUAUGAUUAUAGUGGAGGAAGUAACGUUCUGAAGGUGUUGGGGUACUUCAGUAUGAUUGGUUUGUUGCGAGUUCACUGCCUUUUGGGAGAUUAUCAUACUGGCCUUAAGUGCUUACAACCUAUUGACAUAAGUCAACAAGGUGUUUACACCAGUGUUAUAGGAAGCCACAUCGCUACGAUAUAUCAUUAUGGUUUUGCAAGCCUGAUGUUGAGGAGGUAUGUGGAUGGUAUCCGUGAGUUCAACAAAAUUCUCUUGUACAUUUACAAGACCAAGCAAUAUCAUCAGAAGUCUCCACAGUAUGAACAGAUACUGAAGAAGAAUGAGCAAAUGUAUGCCCUGCUUGCAAUUUGCCUCUCAUUUUGCCCUCAAAUGAAGCUUGUCGAUGAAGCUGUGAAUGCUCAAUUGCGCGAGAAGUAUGGUGAAAAAAUGGGUAAAUUGCAAAGGUAUGAUGAUGAGGCAUAUGGUGACAAGAUGAACAGAAGGCAAAGGUUUGCUGAUGAGGCAUUUGGUAUCUAUGAUGAACUCUUCUCAUAUGCAUGCCCCAAAUUUAUUACCCCUUCAGCUCCAAGUUUUAAUGAGCCUCUUGUAAAUUACAACCAGGAUGCUUAUAGGCUGCAGUUGAAGCUUUUUCUCUCUGAGGUGAGGCAGCAAGAGUUGUUAGUUGGUGCUCGAACCUUCCUUAAAGUUUACUCAACUAUAUCACUUGGGAAGCUUGCUAAUUACUUGGAUGUGGAUGAAUCCACGUUAAGGAUGAUAUUGAUCACAUACAAGCACAAGACUCAUGCUGUUGAUUCUGCUGGAAAGAUUAUCUCCAAUGCUGAUGUUGACUUCUACAUUGAUGAUGACAUGGUACGUGUUGUGGACUCAAAACCAGUGAAGCGAUAUGGCGAUUUCUUCUUGCGGCAAAUUGUAAAGCUUGAAGGAGUGAUCAAUGACGUGGAUCGGAUAAAGGUGAUGGUUGCUUACCGUGAUGACCCAAGUCCUUCCAAACUCAAUUUGGGAAUUGGGGUUUACCGAACUGAGGAAGGGAAGCCUCAUCUACUAAAUGUAGUUAGCAAAGCAGAGAAGUUGCUCCUCAAUGACAAGUCUGCCUCUAAGGAAUACCUACCCAUCACUGGAUUGUCAGAGUUCAACCAACUAAGUGCACGACUUGUGCUUGGUCAUGAUAGUUUUGCUAUCAAAGAGAAGAGGGUGUGCACGGUUCAGUGCUUGUCUGGUAGUGGCUCCCUGAGGAUUGGAGCUGAACUCUUGGCAAGAUUUCACCAUCAACACGUUGUUUACCUCUCCCAACCUACUUAUGGCAACCAUAUGAACUUCUUCAUAGCUGCAGGAAUAACUGUGAAGUAUUAUCGGUACUAUGAUGAAACAACCAAAGGGCUGGACUUUCAAGGAUUAUUGGAGGACCUUGGUUCAGCAGAAUCAGGGGCCAUUGUGCUUCUCCAGGCAUCUAGUCAUAAUCCUACUGGUGUAGAUCCUACUGUCGAACAGUGGGAGCAAAUCAGGCAGCUGAUCAGGCAGAGAGGACUUGUACCUUUCUUCGAUUGUGCAUAUCAGGGUUUUGUUACUGGAAAUCUGGAAGAGGAUGCUCAAUCUAUUCGGAUGUUUGUAGCAGAUGGAGGCGAAUGUCUCAUAGCUCAAUCUUAUUCAAAGAUUAUGGGGCUCUAUGGGGAGCGUGUUGGUGCACUUAAUGUUGUGUGCAAGGCAGAAGAUGUAGCAUGCCGGGUUGAGAGCCAACUUAAACUUAUAAUCAGACCCAUGUACUCAAAUCCACCAAUCCAUGGGGCAGCAAUCGUAGCAACAAUCCUGAGGGACAGGGAAAUGUAUGAUGAAUGGACCGCUGAGUUGAAGGCGAUGAUUGUUCGAAUCGUCAACCUUCGUCACCAACUUUAUGAUGCCCUAUGUGAAAGAGGAACUCCUGGGGAUUGGAAGCACAUUGUGAAUCAGGUUGGAAUGUUCACCUUCUCGGGACUUAAUGAAGAUCAAGUUUCCUUUCUGACCAAACAUUACCACAUCUACAUGUCGUCUGACGGGAGGAUAAACAUGGCAGGCCUUAGCAGCAAGACAGUUCCUUACCUUGCCAAUGCAAUACAUGAAGCCCUAGCUUCCGUUCCAUGA